Molecule: messenger RNA, 1919 nt
Organism: Dermacentor andersoni
Lineage: Eukaryota; Metazoa; Arthropoda; Arachnida; Ixodida; Ixodidae
Source: RefSeq, a predicted model, not a curated record
UGUAAUUCUUAGUGUAGUUUUGUGCAACCUCCUUUAAGUGUUUAAGUCAUAUUUGCUGUGUUUUUCUGUUGUCAGAUUUUCAGUGUAGCAGCGGUUUUUUGAUGCGAAACGUUCUAGUUUGAGAUUUAACGCACUUCUGGCCGCAUUUCUUUCAGGUUUUUAUUGAUCUUAGAUAAUUUUUGCUUAGUGAGUAGCAUUUAGUGUUGACUGAUAAGUCUUGAAUAGCUUGCUUGUGCUCUCCUGGUCACCAUGAGUCGAGCUUUGUUGGUUGGCAAUUCGAUGGUGAAAUACGUCGGUCAGUAUUUCCCGUCACGUCGUGACCUGGCUGUUGAGGUCGGCGCGCACAGGGGAGCAAAGAUUGAGCACUUGCUUCCAAUGAUUGUCAACAAGCUAGGAAGCUUUGACGUUGUCAUUGUGCACGUCGGCACUAACAACACUGUUGAACCUGCUGGUACAUAGACAAGUACCGUCGCUUAGCUCGUGACAUAAUUGCAAGCAAUCCCAUGGCGCAGGUUGCGUUUUCUGCCAUUCUCCCUCGCGGGCAGAAUGAGUACCGCACGCGCGAAGCACAGUCGCCUAAGUUGCGCCGCAUGAACGAAAGGUACAAAGAGGUGAACGCUGCGCUGCAGGAGCUGUGUCAGGAGCAGGACAUCCACUUCAUGGGUGGCUUGGUUGAAGAUUGGGCAAGCUGCCUUGCCAGGGAUGGUGUGCACCCGAGCCGCCACGGAAACCGGCUGUUGGCAGACUACUUCUACAGGGAGGCCCGCAUCCUGGCUGCCACUGUGGAGAGGGGCCGAAUCCUGCACAACUACAAGGACAGGCAGGCGCCAUCUUCCUGGAGUGGCUGGGCAGAACCACCUGCAGCACCUGCCUUCAGCAGUGCCGACUUUCCUCCCCUUGAAGCUAACUUUAUUUCUCCUGCAGCAAGCAAGCCAUCGUGGGUGAAGCCAAGAACACCGGCGCAGGUGACCAGCCGUGCUUCCUUGCAGGCGUGCAACACCGACCAGCUUCCUUGUGCCCUUCAGGGUCCUGGCUUUGCUCUCGUUGGCGGUGUUCGCGUUCGCCGCAAGGGCAGCAAGACCUGGUGCACCUGGGACAGCCUGCCUUCACCCAUGACCCAUGGUUCAAGGGUACCGAGAAGGGGAAAGGCUGAGGUGAGGCUUCAAGGCCAUGUUCCUUCUGCUAAGCCAGUGAGCCUCAGCCGAGGUGCUAGCACCACUUGUUCCAGGGUCAUGGGAGGAGUCAUACAGGCAAGUCCUUCUCCUCACUUAUCCACAGAGAGCGUGGCUGAGGCAGGACACAAUUCCCAUGGUGUGAGGAAUGAAAACCCACCACUUUAAGGUGCCAUGAAAGAGCAGCUGCUGCUUCAAUCUUCAAGAGGUCUGCCAAAUACAGCUAUGCAUUUGCACUGAGAAAAUGUUACUGAGCUCUUUCAGAUUGUUCAAAUAAAGUGGUUUAUCAACAGAACUGUGCCAGAGGCUUUCCUCUUUCUACUUUCUUUGGCAUUUACACGUAUGUAUUGUAGCAUUGAGAAAGCCAACAGCAGGCAGGGUUCAUACAGAACAUCUGACACAAAAUUCAAGGAGGGGAAACAUUGAAAAGUAGUGAAAUCUUGAAGCUAAGCAGCUGCCAAGUUCGACACGCUUCAAGCCUUUUUGAUCACUUUUCAAACAGUUUCCAAUUGUAAUGAUGUAAAAUGCCGUUUGGCAUGACAGCAGUGUCAACAUUCAGCCCAACAUAUUCAAGUUAAUGACAAUGACUCAAAGUUAUUUUCCACCAGUAUUUUCGUAAAUGGAGACAUGAUGGCUGCGGUGUGAACAAAACAAAAUGGUAGCAUGUUAUGGUCACUCGACUUGGUUUUGUGUAGCUCCAGAAUAGCAACGACGAUUUAACUAAGCCUGUCAGUGGCUGUGGACAAG